AUGACCGUCGGACUUCCCAAGACCAUGCGAGCUCUCCAGUACUCGGGACCCAAAAAGCACAGCAUCGUUGAGGUUCCUCUGCCUACGCUGCGUGAGAAUGAUAUCCUGAUCAAGGUCAAGGCAUGCGGAGUCUGCGGUACUGACCUGCACAUCCAUGAGGGCGAGUUCAUUGCCAAGUUCCCCCUCAUCCCUGGCCACGAGAUCGUGGGUGUUGUGGCUGCCCUCGGCCCUAAGGUUCAAGGCUUCGAGAUCGGAGAUCGGAUAGUAGCCGAUAAUUCAGAAUUGUGUGGUUCUUGUUUUUAUUGUCGCCGUGGUGAAGAACUCUUCUGCGAGGACUUCCAGGCUCGUGGCGUGACGAUGGAUGGCGGAUUUGCUCCUUUCGUUCGAGCGCCCGUUGGCCGCGUUUUCAAGAUCAAGAACCUGUCCGAUGUCGAUGCCACCCUCCUCGAGCCCGCUUCCUGUGCCGCCCACGGCUUGGACAAGAUUGCUCCGAAGAUGGGUUCCUCCGCUUUGAUUUUUGGUGCCGGUCCCACCGGUCUGAUGUUGGCUCAGAUGUUGCGCCAGAACGGUUGCUGCCGUGUCGUCGUUGCUGCCCCUGCUGGUUUAAAGAUGGAGCUCGCCAAGAAAGUGGGUGCUGGCGAUGAGUACGUCGAGCUGUCACGCCAAGAUUCUUCUUCUCAGUUCGCCAAGCUAAAGGCAGACAACCCCUACGGCUUUGAUAUCGUCGUCGAGGCCACUGGUAGCGUCAGCAUCCUCGAGGAUUCUAUCAACUUCGUCCGGAGAUCAGGCAAGUUGGUAGUUUAUGGAGUUUACUCCGAUGCUGCACGUGUUUCUUGGCCUCCUUCGAAGAUUUUCGGUGACGAAAUCACCAUCAUUGGCUCGUUCUCGGAGACCUACAAGUUCCCCGCUGCCAUUUCCUAUCUGGAUUCUGGAAAGGUAAAAGUCGAGGGUAUCGUGAACAAAGUCUACAAGAUUGACCAGUGGGAAGAGUGUUUGGAGGCCAUGCGCAACAAGAGUGCGAUCAAGGCGGCUAUUGUCUUCGAUUAG
This is a messenger RNA of Penicillium daleae, 1047 nucleotides long. RefSeq names its product zinc-dependent alcohol dehydrogenase family protein. NCBI's taxonomy places the organism in Eukaryota, Fungi, Ascomycota, Eurotiomycetes, Eurotiales, Aspergillaceae. The transcript has 2 exons. Bases 1 to 1047 code for a protein of 348 amino acids. The record is from RefSeq and is a predicted model, not a curated record. Gene Ontology annotation, molecular function: zinc ion binding; oxidoreductase activity.